Messenger RNA from Phycomyces blakesleeanus NRRL 1555(-), 660 nucleotides. RefSeq lists its product as hypothetical. NCBI's taxonomy places the organism in Eukaryota, Fungi, Mucoromycota, Mucoromycetes, Mucorales, Phycomycetaceae. The record is from RefSeq and is a predicted model, not a curated record. The transcript has a single exon. Bases 268 to 480 code for a protein of 70 amino acids.
GGAAUAAACAGUGAAAAACAGCUAUCUGGAGUGAUGAGUCGUCAUUUGUGCUGUAUAAGAAAAAUUCAAGCAGAAAACUCUGGCGCAAAACUGGUGAGAGGUUUGAUACGGAUCACUUUGUCCCAAAGGUGCAAGGAAAUGGUGGAUCGGUUAUGGUCUGGGGGUGUAUCUGGUCAGGAGGACUUAGUCCACUUGUUUUCGUAGAUGAAAACAUGGAUGGUCCAAGAUAUGUAAAAGUUCUUUGAGACCAUUUUCUUCCAUUCUUGCAUGCUCUUCCUGUACCUAGCAGCGGUAGCUACAAGUUCCAGGAAGAUAAUGCCAAGGCACAUAAAUCAAAAGUUGCAGGAAAGUUCAAGAAAAAACAUGGUAUUGAUGUUUUGCAAUGGCCACCCAACAGCCCUGACCUUAGCCCCAUUGAGAAUAUAUGGAGAAUCAUUGAUCACAGAAUCAGAGCAAGACGCCCCAGACCAAAUUCUCUGAAUGAGCUGAAGGCUGCUUUGUUGGAAGAGUGGAACAAAAUAUCAUCAAAAACUUGUAAAAGAUGCUGCUUGAAUAUGCCAAAUCGAUUGGCCUUACUUAAGAAAAAGAAAUUUAAGCAAAUCUGCUAUUAAAACUGUAUCUGUUUUUUUUACAUUAUUAAUAUAUAUGUCUUUCACUUUU